Cucurbitaria berberidis CBS 394.84 is the source of this 564-nucleotide messenger RNA. RefSeq lists its product as uncharacterized. The transcript has a single exon. Bases 1 to 564 code for a protein of 187 amino acids. Lineage: Eukaryota; Fungi; Ascomycota; Dothideomycetes; Pleosporales; Cucurbitariaceae. The record is from RefSeq and is a predicted model, not a curated record.
AUGCCUGUUCAUUACUACAUCAACUCGGAUACACCCGUCGUAGCCGAAUCCAGUGUCCUGGGGUUACAGAAACUACCGAAAAUCACCCUCACGAUGAAGCGUGCCCCACCUAGAGGCAUAGAUAGCGGUAACUCAACGCUUAAUUGGACCUUUGAACACGAAAAGGUCUUAGCUGAUAUUACUAUACCUGGACUUCAAGCCAGAGAUAUUCCCCUAUACUGGCAAUGCGAGCAUAUCAUCUUAACACGUCAGUGUACCCACAAUACAUGUUAUCUCGUUUGCUACGAUGAUCGAAAUACCUUGGAGAAUACGGACGAGCGACUUUACCUGAAGACAAACGAAGGAUUGACCUCAAUGAACCCACCAGCGGGAUGGCAAUUAGUUCUCGAAAACAUACUAGAAGGAUGGAGUAUUUAUCGAAUUCCUGAAAAUCCUCAUAUUAAGCCGGACCAGAGUGGCGAUAGAUCAACAGGUGGUGCUGAGACGGAGCUUUCACAGAGUGGCAAUGAUUCAACAGAUAGUCAUGAGGCGGAGGGACCUCCUCUUGGCAAUGUUUACAUUUAG